AGCAGCAACGUAAUGGAGCCGUGAGCAUUCUCGUAAGCCGUACGCAAUUGCAUCACCGUUGCCGACACCGUGAUCCCCCCGUGUGUGUACAAUGAGAUUUAACGCCGCCCGCGGCCCGCUCGACCGUCGACACGUGCAUUUUGAAGAUAAUCUGCUUUCCAGAUAAUAAAUAUAUGGAUAACUAUGUAGGUGUACACAGUUCACCUGCAUGUGCCACGUACCACUAGCUUAUUUGGCAUAGUAGAAUGGCACAACGAGGCAAGAGGCAUAGAAACGACAAUGAUCUGGCGUCUUGUCCGGGCGCUGUUAAAAGGCGCAAAUGCAGAUUGGGCCCAGCUGCCACUGGUUCAUCGGCACUGGCAGCGACCAUGGGGCCCUCAGAAGAAGAGGAAACGAUGGCGUCAUCCAGCCAAGGGGGGGCACCCUGGACCGCCCGAUCUGUCAGUGAUAUCAAGAUUCCCAGUAUAUACAAUCGCUCGUCCGCGGAGGCGCCAGCGGAGUUAUUUCGUAAAGACCUGAUCAGCGCUAUGAAAUUGCCGGACAGUGAACCAUUGAGUCCAAACGAGUAUUGGGUUAUAACCGAUCAGUGGAAGCAGGAGUGGGAGAGAGGUGUUCAGGUACCCGUUAAUCCGGAUUCUCUUCCCGAACCGAUGGUUACUGUCACGCAGGCGUCUCCUUUGAAGUUACAAGCUGAAUUCAAAUUGCCUAAAAAGUUAGUAAGAAUAUCUCGUGAUGAUUAUUUUAACUCGGAGGAUCAUCAUUUAAGUACUACUCCUGCAAGAGCGGAGAAAGCCUGUGCUUAUGACCUCGACGAUACUGACAUUGCAUGGUUGGAAGUAUUCAAUGGCGAACGAGCACAGGCUGGACAACCGCCGGUUAUAGAAUCGCAGUUGGAACGUGUCAUAGAGGAGUUGGAAGUGCGAUGUUGGGAAAGGAUCCAAACAAUCGUGAAGAAUGAGGAGGGACUUGGGAUUGAGUACGACGAAAAUGUCAUUUGUGACGUUUGCAGAUCGCCGGACUCCGAGGAAGGUAACGAGAUGGUGUUUUGUGAUUGUUGCAACAUAUGUGUACAUCAAGCUUGUUACGGCAUUACUUCGAUACCCGAUGGCUCUUGGUUGUGUAGAACUUGUUCGUUAAGUCAAAGACCCGACUGUGUAUUAUGUCCUAAUAAGGGAGGUGCAAUGAAGUGCACACGGAGCGGUCAAAAAUGGGCCCACGUCUCGUGUGCGCUUUGGAUACCCGAAGUUAGCAUUGGUUGCGUAGAGAGAAUGGAACCAAUUACAAAAAUAUCCAGUAUUCCGCAAAGUCGAUGGGCCUUAAUUUGCGUUUUAUGCCGCGAACGUGUGGGUGCUUGCAUCCAGUGCAGUAUAAAGACAUGUAAGACAGCGUAUCACGUUACGUGUGCUUUUAAAUAUGGGUUGGAAAUGAAGGCUAUUAUCGAGGACGAAAUGGCAGACGAUGGUGUAAAGUUAAGGUCGUAUUGUCAAAAGCACAGUAGAACAAAUACAAAAGACAAAGUCGGCGUUGGCGGUAGCGUAGGAAGUGGUGGAAAGGGUGGGUCAGAUUCCGAGGAUGGUGAAUCCAGACGACGAAAACGGAAAGACAUGACUUCCGAAGAAAAGAAUCAAGCACGCGCAGCUAAACUGCAAGAAAUUGAAGCGGAAUUUGAUAAGCAUGUUAGUAUAAAGGAUAUUACUUCCCAACAAUUGGAUAUAGAUCCCGAUAGCAUCAUAUACAUAUACAAUUAUUGGAAACUGAAGAGACGAGCCGGUCAUAAUAAACCGUUGUUAGCUCCUCGUUGCGGUGAACUAUCGGGCGCGGGAGCACGCGCUCAGGGUCAAGCGGCCGAUGUAGAAAAGAUGCGUACGUUUGUCCAAUUGCGACAAGAUUUGGAAAGGGUGCGGAACUUGUGCUACAUGGUCGGCCGCCGCGAGAAGCUCUGUCGUACCUUCCUGAGAUUGCGCGAACAAACCUUCCACAAGCAGGCAAUGCUGAUGGCCGGACCGCCAAUGUCUCCGACGAUGGUCGCCGCUAUUAUCGAGGCCAAUCACGGGCCCUCGAUAUACGACCGUCUCUAUUCCCAUACCGAUGCCGAGGAUCACACACAUGACUUCAACACAAUACUCGCGCGCAUCAAAGUUGAGUCGCCUACGCCAGCGUCUAACGACGAGAAGAAAGUACAACCGGACUUCAACGGUGCGUCCAACAAGAAACCCUACUUCAACGGCUCGGUCAGAGGGAAGAGCCUGUACGGAAGUGAUUUGUCGUCCAUGAGCAGUAGCGAGACGGACGCGGUGAAGCCGGAAAGAAAAGCUACUGGCAAAUGUACGAGCAAAUCUAAGAAUAUAAAGGUCGAGAGCGAGUCGAGUUCAGAGGACGACGGAAAUGCAGCGCCGAAGAACAAAACUCCCACUAGGCGGAAAACGAAGAAGAACGCGUCAGACAGGCCACGGGCAAAAUUGCGUGAUAGCAGCGAGAGCGACAAGCUAGACAUGGUGAACAGAUCACGUACUCUGCAACAUAUGGAGCUCGGUAGUUCCGGCAGUGAGAGCGACGAAUUGUUGCCGUUGAGCGCCAACGCCAGCUCUCGCCUGGGUCCAUCCGUAGCUUCUGCCAUAUAUUCGGAUACUGAUUCAGAUUCCCAGGAGCAUCAUUCCCACUCGGCUGUACUUAUCACGAAAGCUGCAGUGAAGGAAUUCUCAGCAGCGGAUAUAUCAAAGAACUCGCAGAAGAACUUCGCGUGUAAGGAUGCCGCAAGAGCAGAAUAUCAGGAUGAAUCCACGAAGAACAAGGAGAAUAUGAAAAACUCUAAGAAGAAGGAAUACAUACCAUCCGCUCUGAUAGUUCCGCAGCGGCAAGCGGCGAAGAAGGCAUCUGAGAUCAUGCAACGAACACAGGGUAAGAAGGAGAAUACUGCGAACGAGCCCGUGGAGUUCGUGAAGUCGCCCGGGGAGCCGCUGAAACCAACUAAGGAGAAGCCAUCUGGCAAGAAACAGCGUGACAACAAAGCGCCGAAGGACGCUAAGAACAAUGACGUUUACGAUUUCGACAAGGAGUUCGGCGACGGCACGGAGAUCCUCGCUUACGUGCCGCAACGGCAGGCUGCAAAGAAAGCCGCGGAGCACAUCAAGAGUGGCAUGGGCACGAAAACUGCUCAAGCGGAGCUCGAAACCGCGGACGGGAAACCAAAGAAGGAAUUGCCGGACGGUGGUAAGAGAAAAGAGAUUAAGAAGGAGGAAUCGCCGAAGAAGGAGGAGCCGCCGAUAAGAAAGGAGGAGUCGCUGUUGAAGGAGAGACGGGGCAAGAAACAGGUGCCUGAGAGCAGCAAUAGCGACAGCAGCAGCAGUGAUAGCAGUAGCAGCAGCUCUUCGGACAGCAGCAGCGAUUCCGACGUGGCUAAGAGUCCGAUGCAGAAGAUGUCGAGCGCCGCUAAGGAGCCGGCUUCCUCUUCAACCACUACCACUACCACGUCCUCCGAAAGCGAUAACGGUAAUCAGGUGAAGAACAAAACUGUGAACAAACGGCAGACAAUGAAUAAAGUCGCAGACGAAACGGUCGAGUCUGAGAAGAGAACUGUCGCGGGGCGGAAACUCAAGAAGCUGCCCGAUAAGAAGCUUAAAACUUCCGACGGGCGGCAUGGACCAGAGUUUCAGCCGCCGUUUACUGAGAGAGAAGAAUCAGGUAGAACCGCAGUACCUAAGGAGCAGCAACAGGCUCAACAACAACAACAACAACAGCAGCAGCAGCAGCAGCAGCAGCAGCAACAACAACAACAACAACAGCAGCAGCAGCAGCAGCAGUCCGGUAAGAAAGCCGACCAAAGAGACUCAUCCAAAAGAUCGGCAUCCCUGCAAUCACAACAGUCAGCUGACCAAAGUGUGCUCGGUGGGUCUCGAAAUAAUGAUGGGUUACGAGGUGUUUCUGGGGCCAAGUCUACCAAGAAAUCAAGCCAGUCUAUCAAGCAGGCACAGCAACAGCAACAACAGCAGCAGUCAACUCUCAGAGGCAAGGAAGACAGCGGCGGAGCAACGUCCAGAGCGAAGUCGGAGACUCGUAAACGAAAAUCGAGUGAGAUUACCGCGAAGGAGGACAAAGGUAACAAAGAAACGUCAUCGCUCAAGAAAGUGGAGAAGAAAUUAACGGAAAAGAUGUUGAAGGAAGUCGAGAAAGAUAACAAACAUGAUACUACAAGUAUUAAAAAUGUCCCGGAAUUCGUAGAACCCCCGAAAGCGACUGAGAAUACUCCUAAAGUGGACGACAAGAAGAUCAAGAAGACAAGUAACAAGAAUGCAAUUAACACGCUGGAGGAGGAGAUGAAGCAGCGACGGGCGGAACGAGACAGUCCGAAGAAAUCAUCGAGGGGACUGGACAAGCUCCUUGAAAAACGCGAGCACCUUGACAAACUGUCAAGGAGUAGGAUUGCCGUUCAACAGGGAAAAUGUAACGAGGAGAAUAAGGAUGUAAAGAUCGUGGCAUCCAUCGCGAAGGAGAAUGUCAGGAGCGAGGACAUUAAGAACCACAUGAGCGAGGAAGUCGCGAUGCUAGACAUGAUGAAAUUGGAAAAAGAGAACGUCGGCAAGAAGAACGUCGAGAGUCGAGAGCUGGAGAAAUCUACGGACAGAAAGAAGAGGAAGUUCGAGAGCGAGACGCAGGCUGCCGUCGAGAUGAUCACGAUCGAAGAGACCGUUGCCAAGGAAUCGAACGAUAAUAUUUGUUUGAGAUCGAUGCCCGAUAAAGUCUCUACCGCGUUAAUAGAAAACGUGACGUCUGAGAAAGAGUGUCAGCAGAAGAGAAGAAAGUCCGUAAAUCGUUCUAUCUUUUCGCCGCAACACGGCAGCAAGGAUCCCAGCGUGUCGGAGCUGUUUGACUUCGAUCAGGACAUGCUGACCGAUGACAUGGUGAACGAUGACGCGAACGAUUUCAGCAUACCGCGCGACGAAGAGCGCGGAACGGUGCCACUUUCGUUCUCCUUCAACAACGAGUUGUGGUUCAAGGAAGACUCAAAGGAGGAUAGUGCGCGAGAGACGCUGCACUUGGUGGAGAAGCUGCGUAUGGAAUUAUCGAAGAAGUCGAAUUCUAGUCAGUUCGAGUUAGAAUCCGUUCCGGCGGAGGAGGAGCUUCCGAAGAAGGAGGAGCCGCCUCUUCAUCCAGUUGAGAAACCAACGGAGGAGCAGCCGCUGCUUCAGGAGAAGGUAGACGUGCCGGAACAGCAACCAAUGUCCGAGGAUCUCACGUGUAAGAAUCAUACUAUGGAGGAUAAGAGAAAGCCUUGUUACUCGAGCAACAGCAACAGCGAGCACUACAUGUACGGAAACGAAGAGCGCGAGACGACUAAAGUAACGGUGGUGGAGCGUGCGAAACUCGAUAGAGCAGAGGCGGACGAGAGAUGGGUACCGCCGAGCAUGGACAAUUUCAAUCCAAGCGACGUGCAACAUUUGAACACGCUGAUUGACAACCAGAACCACCGUUACGUUGCCGCGGCGGCCGCCGCCGCCGCUCAUCAAUUCUCAAACGACAUCGGCGCCGUGAUGCCAGAUCCCGCGGCAAAUCCUGACGCAGCGCUGGUCGCGCACCUCCAGCUCAACAUGCAGGAUCAGUAUCUGCAGCUGCAGCAGGCGCACCCGAUGGAGCGGGUGCAGCAGCAUCUCGAAGCGCAGCAUGCCGUAGCGCAGGAGCAGUCGCGCGUGCAAUCGCUCGCGAUGAUGGAUCAGCAGAUAGCGGCAGCCGGUGCAGGGAUACCGGCGCAGAUCGUCGAUGAUAUCACGCCUAUGGAGAUGGUGAAUCGUCAUCUAAUUCUACCCAACUCGGAGGACGAUCAGGGCAGCGAUAUGGACCGCGUGUUGGACAAGGAGGACGUCUCGUCGGACAUCAGACAGGAUUACACGCAGAGCGACUCGCCGUACAACGAGCUUAACGGCCGACCGGACACGCGAUGGGCCGAAAGCCAGGUCUUACCCUCGCGACGGUCCACGUCGUCGUCCAUCACGUCCGCAUCUUCCGCGGAGGAGCACACGUCUAUUCCCCCUUACAAGAACGUACCUCCGAUAUCUUAUCCGCCUAUGGACGCGACGCCUUACCACUACUCGGAGACUGGCUCUUACGCCGCCGGAGCGGUCUCGCUGUUCCCGCCGCAAUCGUGCACUGCCCCGUUGCCCUAUCCGUCGCCGUUCCCGCCACCCUUCGGCGCCCCCUUCCCGACGCCGCAGUCUAUGCUGCCGCACGUGCCGAAGCCGCUUGAGGAGUCGCUCAACAUCGGGGCGUCGCCGUGCACCGCCGCGUUUACCUCGUCGUCGCAUAACAUGGCCCUCACCGCGGCCAUAGUAUCGCCGACGAAGGUAACCACGCCGCCGCCGGCGCCGCCACCACCGUCGGUGUCGCAGCCGCAACCGCAGCAGCCACCGACGACGCAGCCACCGUCUUCUGCAGCUCCGCCGUCGGCAGGGCACACGCCAUCUUUGCUGUCACAGCCAGCUAACUCGUCCGCCGUGCCGGCGUCCUUCCUCAAUACCAUCGCGGAGACGCAGGUCAGCAACGACACUGUCGUCGUGGAGAACAUAGCAGAGGUACUUAGUGCGGAUAACAAGAGCGCGCCGUCUGGUAAGAAGUCGCCGUCGAAACCGACGAGAACGUCCGCAAGGGUGACAUCCCUGCAGGGCAAAUCGCCCGGUAAAUCGCCGCGCCAGGAGACCACGAAAUCCGCGCCGAGCUCUCGCGGUCGCAGCAGGAGCUCCAAGGGGUCCCAGCAUUCGAGUUAUCGAAGUCGCGGUCGCGGCCGGGGACGAGGACGCGGUAGGAACAACCAGAACUCUUCGAUCACGAUGUUGCCGAUGUCGAACGCGCUGCACAACGACGACUCUAUCCAGAACAAGCUGGUCGGCACCGUGUACGACUUCGACUCGGACGAGGAUUCUGCGAACGAGACCAACAUCGCGGAUCUGAGGACGAUGCGCGAGCGCAAGAAGUCCACUGACGUGAACGAGAAGAAUCGCGCGAGCGAGCCCCUCGGUGGCAUGGCGAACGAUGGUGGUAUGCAGUCCCAUCUGUCUAGUCCUACGCUGCAUACCGCGAAGAAAUACUCCGACGACAAGAAGCUCGCGUCACCGGCGGCGCACCACGACCAUCAGGCUGCCAUAGCCAAGUCCGAGUCGAGCACCAGCCAUCAGUUUGCCGACACGGUCAUGCCGCUGUUACCAGGUCCGGUGGAUAUGCGCACAUACAACUCGACCGUGGACCAGCCGAGCUCGUCGGUCCACGGUCAGCCGUACGGUAAUCAUUUGUUAAGCAGCUUCACGAGCGUAGGCGCGGACUCGAACCUGCCGGAACUCGACGAUUUGCUGCACGGGGACUGUUCCCUCGCGGGUAGCGGCUUCGAGGAGCCGUGCUCGAAACCGGGCUUCGGCGACCCGUCGGCGAUCGACCCAUCAUCCGCAUCCAGCUACGAACCGAACAAGGUUUCUCUGUCCGAUUCCAGAAAUCAACUGAAGGUGAAAAUCAAAGGCCCGUUUCUUGACGCGAAUUAUACGCCGUCGGGUCCACCGAUCCAAGCGCCGAUAAUCACACCGACCGCUACAAGCGUGUCCGUUGCCUCAGGCACAUCGAAUCUACGUCGCAUGCGGAAGAAGGAGCUGCUGCGUCAGUAUUGCUCGCAGGACAUGAACAUGGAUGAUCCUGCGUGCGCUAGCGUCGCCUCUGCACCUAUCAUCAUGCCACCCAGCAAUCCGAACCGCACGGUCAUCACCAUCCCCAAGGCUGUAGCUUCGAUGACGAGUAUACCGACUCGGGAAGACUACAAGGCGGUCGUAGAUGCGAAUAUGGAGAAGAAGCGGCGGAAGGAGCGCGGUAGUAGCGGUACUGGCGGUAGUGGCUUCCUCGACGUAGUAGCUGGCGAAGAGGAGAGCAGUUCCGAUAGAAAGCGUAGUCUUAUGAUUAGCACGGUCAGCGAUCGUAGGAGAGGUAGACAAACCAGGCCGACCGCCACCACGGUGACGAAUAGCGCCGGGCCGCCGAAACUGAAGAUCAAGAUUGGUAAUAGUAUAAUAGGUGGGCAGGAGAUGGGUAACGCGCAGGACGAUCGUAGCAGGAUCAGGCCGCCGAAGAAGCGACUGAGCAGCAUCCAGAGUACGCCUAGCAUGGAGGAACUCCGUCGCGAGAGCAUGAAGUUCCGCAAGAUGAUCAUGGCGGGCUUCGAUAACGACGAGAAGACGAAGAACAAGCGCGACAAGAACGGCAAGCGGAAGAAGCGGCAGUCCAGCAAGAAGGAGGCGCGGGUGCAGAUUCUGGAGGGCGGCGCCGCGCCGCCCAAGCUCAUCAUACGGCUGGGCAAAUCGGCGGGCGCCAACUCCUCGGCGACGAGCGAUGCGCCGAACAACGCGCCGGCCACCGGCGACGUGGACGACAAUCAGCAGCAGGCGUCGUCGGACAACAAGGACAGCCGAGUGGGCUGCCCGCCGCCGCCCGAGCCCGCCAAGGAGGAGACCGGCGUCUACACGACGGAGGGCGGCGUCGACGAGAAGCAGCCGACCGACCCGAACGCAGGCGCCACCGCCCUCAGGAACAUCCGUUCGGCGAAGGUGACGCCGAUCCGGUUAAAACUGACCCGCUGUCAGGAGGGCUACGAACUGAAGGAUCCGGUGGUAGCGAGUAGCGCGAGUGUGGACGACGUUGGUGGUAGUGGUAGCAGUACUAGUGCGACGACGACGGUAACGUUGGUGAACUCGGCGGCGCCGUUGCCGAUCGGCGGCGCCGAGCAGGAGAGGGCGACGGCGGCGGCAGCGGCGACGGCGGAACGUCUGCCGGCUGCCGGCGUCGCCGGCUCCCUCACCGGGACGAGAGCCGUGCAAGAGGAGCAGCAGCCGCCGUGCAUGGAGAAGCAAUCUUCCAAAGAGGACGAUAUUCCAUUGCUGCCUCAGUCCGCGAAUCACAACUCGCCGGGGUGUCCGCCCGCACCGCUCCCGCAAGGAUGCCAAGUUAGGUGAUAAUUAAUGAUAAUUGUAUAAUACGGUAUAUAAUAUUUAGUGAUUCUUUCUUAGACGAUUUUCUGCGUGCGCGUGUGUAUCACGUACCACGUGCGCGGCAUCGCACCUAUACCUUGUCGUGCUCGUGUAUACGUAAAGAUAUAUUCGCUAAAUAUACACACAGAACGCUACACAUGUUCGCUAACACUUACACACACGUACAUACAAGAUAGAAGGUGUAUAUUGUUCAGUACUAAGACGAGAGACUCGGUUAGAAGCGUUAUAAGAGUGUAAUAUAAAUUAUUGAUUAUUGUAAAUGAUCUGAGGGUGAAGUGAAAUUUCACAAAGUGCCCAAAAUUUACCGCAAAUAGUUAAACAAAAAAAAAAAAGAGAAGACACGUGCAUUUCGUCGGGUGUAUCGACGGUCCACACUAAGGUGUUCCCUCAUUGCGCAAUUAAUUUGUGUAAAACCAUUUCUUAUCCUCUUUGUGCGUACUCUGUGCACUCACUUUUCCUUCGUAACAUGGAUCCUUUGGCCAAUCAGUCUCAAUUUAGAACAAAGCACAAUGGUAAAUGUGUAAUAUUGAUAAUUUUUCUUUAAUUUGUACGGGCAACACACGCACAUACAAAAAACACACACACACACACACACACAAGCCUAAGUUCUCUUCUGAAGAUCUAAAGAUCUACAGAAUCUCUUGUAAAGAGAUUCUGUAAGGAGGGUACGCUUGUCGAUCAACCGUAGCUUUGUCACUGUCAUUUCCAUUCACACUGCAUAACCGUCUAAUUAUUUACUAUUACUUAAGCCUGUAAAACAAUUCUAUAGAAAACAGCUAGGCUGAAUUCCUCCUUAAAUGUUUGUCGACGCGCUACGCUCAAAGAGAUUUCUCUUACGCUCGUCGAUGUGACCUCAAAGCAAUAUGAUGAUCAGGUGUGGAUUUUUAAAGGGACAUAAAUCGGUGCGACGCGUAUUGGCGCGCGCGAAGUCCCGACACGAAGAACGAGGCUCAUGUUCGUGCGCAAUGAUCGACACCUUAGUGAGAGUAUCCGCGGCAGCGACGUAAAAAAAUUACCUUGUACAAGAACCAUAUUUCUCAAAUCACCGCUUAGGUCGUGAUUUUUAAAUGCUAUAGUUAUAACGCGAAUUUUAAUAAACCACAAUACUAUAUAUAUAAUAUAUAUAUAUAUACACAAUAUUUCGAACGAUGUACAGUCGGAUAUCGACUUUAAUGUGGCAAGGACAGCGUAUAUCAACCGGACGUGAAGCACUAAAUGAAGAAAAGGGAUACGCAUUCUUUUCUUUUAUUUUCAGAACAAAUCUUUUCUUUUCGGAUUUUUUUUUUCGACACACAUGCAUAUCCGUUCGCGUGUUUGGAAAGGGAAAGAAGGAAAAGAGGAAAAAAAAAAGAACGUGCUCUUUCGCGAUUUGACAAUUGGAAUUUGCAUGCACUCUCGCGUUUGACGACAUUAAACUCUGCAAGAUGCUAUAACGGCAUCGCGUUUUGCCUUCGAAAAUCGUUCUUCUCCCUUUGUUUUCUUUCUUUCUUUCUUUCGUUUUGUUUUUGCUUCAUGCUAUGCAAUUCGCACACACAAGAUCGCAAAGUUAGACGCGAAAUUUGAAGAUAUUUUUUUAUUAUAUUUUUUUACACGUUAUAUAUAUAUUAUAUAUAUAU
This is a messenger RNA of Wasmannia auropunctata (little fire ant), 10627 nucleotides long. It is a transcript of the gene rno, whose product is annotated as PHD finger protein rhinoceros. The coding region runs from base 246 to 8975 and encodes 2909 amino acids. The record is from RefSeq and is a predicted model, not a curated record. Gene Ontology annotation, biological process: regulation of transcription by RNA polymerase II. The transcript has 12 exons. NCBI's taxonomy places the organism in Eukaryota, Metazoa, Arthropoda, Insecta, Hymenoptera, Formicidae.